This is a messenger RNA of Amphiprion ocellaris (clown anemonefish), 4584 nucleotides long. RefSeq names its product acid-sensing (proton-gated) ion channel 1b (gene asic1b). Bases 402 to 2084 code for a protein of 560 amino acids. NCBI's taxonomy places the organism in Eukaryota, Metazoa, Chordata, Actinopteri, Pomacentridae. The record is from RefSeq and is a predicted model, not a curated record. Gene Ontology annotation, cellular component: membrane. Gene Ontology annotation, biological process: sodium ion transmembrane transport. The transcript is spliced from 10 exons.
CUGCCCCCAAGACACAAGGACAAACCCGGACGAGGCGUCUCAGUUCAUCUCCAAGUGGAUGUGAGUGGCAGGUGGCGGGGUGUGUGGUUUUCUUUUCAGCUCGUGCUCUUGAUGUUUUAACUUUGUUUGGGACAGUAUGCGCUUGUUUGGCUCCGUAUUUUGAUUUACACCUUAUUUUAAAAAGGCAGCCGGGUUUGUGGCAAAAUUAAUGCACUCUGAUUUCCCGGAUUGCUUCGACUAAUGGUUUUUGCACCAGUAGCCUGUUUUAAAUAAGCUUCCUGCCACUUCUGGUCUUGACUGAUUUGAUUACUUCUGGAUUUUGUACUCUUUGAGGACUGGACUUGUGGAUUCAGAUUACUGUCUUGUUUCUAAGUAUUAUUACCGUCUUCAUUCCUGCCAUCAUGCCAGUCCGGAUCAUGUGCACCAUCUCCUUUUCGGCCGAUGACGAACCCGGCAGAGGAUAUGGUAAAGACAGUUUUGAUGACCAUUACAAGCGUGUUAAAAAGAGCUAUAGUGACGGGGACUCACAGGAGUUCCUGGACCGGUGCAGUCAGGUGGAUGAUUACACUGAUGAGGAGGACAACGUCAGCGAGGUGGACGACCUGGCCACUUUCUUCAGUGGUUGCUCGCUGCACGGCGCCAACCACGUGUUUGUAGAGGACAAGAAGUUUGGCAUCCGUCAGGGUUUGUGGGCUGUGGUCUUCACCAUGGCCCUGUCUGCUUUCUUGUAUCAGGUAGCCGACAGGGUUAUUUAUUAUCUCCAGUUCGAUUACAUCACCAUGCUGGAUGAGAAGGUGGCCAACAACAUGACCUUUCCUGCCGUCACCAUAUGCAACUACAACUUUGUUCGUAAAUCUCAGAUGAGCUACAGCGACUUGAUUUUCAUGGGCCCUCUGCUGGGCUUCGAGGAAGGCAUGGCCCCGGGGUUCCCACUGGCCCCGGAGCCGGACCGCCCGCCAGGCUCUCGCUUCAGCCUGGAUGAGUUCUACAGCCGUACUCGACACCGCAUAGAGGACAUGCUGCUGGAAUGUAACUUCAGAGGUUUAGAGUGCGGUCCCGAGAACUUCAGAGAGAUCUUCACACGCUACGGAAAAUGCUACACGUUUAAUUCGGGUCAAGAUGGACGACCCCUGCUGGUGACGAUGAAGGGCGGGACGGGUAACGGCCUGGAGCUGAUGCUGGAUAUCCAGCAGGAUGAAUACUUGCCUGUGUGGGGAGAAACCGACGAGACAUCGUUUGAAGCAGGGAUCAAAGUUCAGAUCCACACCCAGGACGAGCCGCCGUUCAUAGACCAGCUGGGCUUCGGAGUGGCGCCGGGGUUUCAGACCUUUGUCUCCUGUCAGGAACAGCGGCUGACGUACCUGCCUCCACCGUGGGGGGACUGCAAAGCCACACCGAUGGACUCAGACUUCUUCAACACUUACAGCAUCACAGCCUGCCGGAUCGACUGUGAGACGCGAUACCUGGUGGAGAACUGCAACUGCAGGAUGGUCCACAUGCCUGGAGAUGCCCCAUACUGCACCCCAGAGCAGUACAAGGAGUGUGCAGAUCCUGCCCUGGACUUCCUUGUCGAGAGAGACAAUGACUACUGCGUGUGCGAGACGCCAUGCAACCUGACACGCUACGGUAAAGAGCUGUCCUUUGUCAAGAUACCCAGCAAAGCAUCGGCAAAGUACCUCGCCAAGAAAUUCAACAAGACAGAGCAGUACAUAGCUGAUAACAUUCUGGUUCUGGAUAUCUACUUUGAAGCGCUGAACUACGAAACCAUUGAACAAAAGAAAGCUUACGAAUUGGCAGGCCUUCUGGGUGAUAUCGGAGGUCAGAUGGGUCUCUUCAUUGGAGCCAGCAUCCUCACCGUUCUUGAACUCUUUGACUAUCUAUAUGAGGUGAUCAAAUACAAGAUGUGCCGAUGCAUGAAGAAGAAACACAAAGGCCGCAACAACAAUGACCGGGGAGCUGUGCUGAGCCUGGAUGAUGUGAAACGCCAUGCUCCUUGCGAGAACCUGCGUACACCAUCGACGUAUCCUGGCAACAUGCUACCUCAUCAUCCGGGCCAGGGUAACUUUGAAGACUUCACUUGCUGAACAGACCCGGGUGAAGCAACAAAGUGCGCGUUAUGCAACCAAAGCCAACCAUACAACUAGAACUAUCCACCGCAGGGAGGGUGAGGAACUGAUAAUGAGUCUAACAGAGGCACUUUUUACAUUAAAAAAACUGAGGACAACAGACAAAUCAAACAUGACAAAGAAUUUUCACCCAAGGCCAAGUCAAGAGGAAAUCCUAAAUGUAUUUUAAAAAAAAAAAAAAAUGUCAAUUUUCUGGAGAACAUUUCAUGCAGCACUCCAAACUUUCUGUGUUUCCCUCUGGAAUACUGCCACAAAGGAUGCUCGUGGAGAAACCUUGCCAACACGGACCUUUCUUUCAAAAGACAAACAGAGAAAAAAAAUGCAAAGACAAAUAAGGGGGAAAAUGUACAGUUAUCUCACCGUAGACAGCAAAUCAGAAAAAGAACCCUCAUGCCUUUAUAUAUCACAGCAACACAUGAUGGUUUCAACACCGGCCUGCUAGCGUGGCAAAUACUCAUACUGCUUACUCCACUGUACAUGUAGCAACAUCUGUAACGGUUGCAGUGCUUCAUAGAACAACAGCUGGACUCUGUGUAGUUUGUACGAGAAUGUAUCUUUGUUCACAGUGACUGUAGUCGAGUGUGCAGGGAGAUAUUCAGGGGGGUCCCGGUUGGUGGUAGAGGUGCAUCGUCUACCUUUUGAAAAUGUGCUGGUGAAGAUUUCAGGUGACAUCAUGUAAAUGCAUGCGUGUAUUUGUCCCGUGCAUGUUUCUCAUGUCAUUUCUAAUUUUGAUUGAUCAUAUCAUAUUUUUCGAAUUGUUUUAUAAUUACCAAGUUUGCCUCAGUAAAAUACAGGAAAAAAAAAUGCUGAAAUGAUACAUCCCAUAUAUUCCUGUGUGCGUGUGGACAGAGAUUGUUGCACGUGUGAUGAGCCCUCACAUGUGUUCUCGGGUGUCAACAUUAGCGCCUGAGCAGGUACAGUGUGAUUGUUUCUUGAUUGUGCAAAUGGAAGAGCUUCGGCUAAUUUAAUUUCUUAUCCCAUUUUUUCUUUAUUUUUUAAUUUUCACAUGUGCCCAACAAGUCGAAGAGUCUUCAUUCAGCUUCAUUUACUCUUAUCAGCUGCGGGAUGAGGUGAGGUGAUGAUUUUUUCUUUUUUUUUUUUUCAGUUUUCUAGGAGAGUUGAUUGCUGAAAUCCUUGGAGUUUUGUGGGGCUGUGAAAUUUUUUCUGUAUCUGUGUUCUAGUUGCAAAAGUCUUAUCAAAGCACAAUACCGCCAGUAUGUAGAGGUGAUGUAAAAGAAAAAGUAUUAUUAUUCUUGAUAUAUUGUCAUUAUAUUAAUAUCGUGUUGAUCCGACUGUUUUUCAGUUGUUUUUUUCUUUCAUAUAAAAACAUACUCAGUAUUGCCUGAUAAUCCUGUCUCCAUCUUCCAGGUAAUAGGCUGGUCUAUUUAGUUAUCAAAGCAUAAAUAAAAUGUAAAUAUCAUUUUGGAAAAUUGUUUGUCUUCUGAGGUUUUAUUCUCAUCAGUGGAAUUUCUUUCUGAAAGCCUUGGUUUGUCCAUGUGGUUGAAUAGGCAAACAAAAGCAAAGCAAUGUAUUUUUCAACACCAGAUACUGUGCAGACAUUUUUAAUCAUGAGACGCUCUCAGAAAUCUGAUUAAGCAUUCCACACUUCAUCCAAGUCAUUUUAUCUCUAUUUUUCUCCACUCAACAUGUUAUCUUGUGUUUUGCUUCAUGUAACAUUUUCUUAUUCAUGCUUAAUUAAAUCAGCAUUAAGGGAAGAGUUUGGGGGCAGGAGUGUGGUAUUAUACUAGAUAUUGCUUAUCUACGGCAACCAUUCAUCUGUGCUGCGGUUUAACAGCUGCAAGCCACAACAUUGGUAUUUUGGCGUGCCCCACUCUCAAAAUGCAAUUACAGUUUCAGCUGCUGUAUGACAAAAGGAUGGAUGAGAAAUAUCCUGCACAGCCAACACAAGUUUUAUCAAAAUUGCCAGUCAGCCAGCAGCCACACAUUCUGGGCGACUUCUCUCGUAUUCUACUGUACAUCUGGUGCUGCCAACUGCUACACUUAGAAAAGCGGCUGGUGAUGCAUGACUCUGUGAAUAUUAGAUCCCGGUUAUACGACCUAAAACAUGGUCUGCCUCCAAAAUCAUGUUUGUCUUUUGGUCUGCUGCCCAUCAGUCCACCUCCAGCAGACAUGGAGGGUCAUUCUAGGGCGAGAAGUUUACUUUUGCCUUAUCAUUUUUUCAUGAUUUCUUUUAAUAGGAAGUCACUCGUCAACAUUGUUCAUCAAAUGUGAGCGCGCAUUAAUUUUUUAUUAUUCAGAGGAGAAACCUCAGCUGGUAACUAAGUAUUAAUAUAAAAAGUGUUAAAGCCUCUGGGAAUCAGCUACAACAUCUGAUGACAUUUUUUUUCCCCUGUUUUGAAUGUCUGAAAUGUGAUUUUGCCCCCUGAUGGUUUUAUUAUUUUCUGUUGUACCUGCCAAGAAGACAAAUUAAUCAAGAAAUAAAAAGCGAUGCUGUUCA